Ceutorhynchus assimilis (cabbage seed weevil) is the source of this 1755-nucleotide messenger RNA. The record is from the annotation of a GenBank genome assembly. Lineage: Eukaryota; Metazoa; Arthropoda; Insecta; Coleoptera; Curculionidae.
AGUGCAAUUAUUGUAAUACUUUCACUGUACAACAAUGUAUAGAGGGAGUCAAUGUUAAAAAUGUAUGUUGGAGUAGCAUGAUCGAGCAAAAUUGUUCCACUACCGUUACGGAGCACGGGCAGAGUAUUCGAGUUUUCGACAAAGCGCCAUCAACGUUCGUGCUAACAGGAACUGAGAUUUUUAGAGGUGCUAGGAAAGAACACUUAGAAAUAAUACAGAGCAGAAAGACAGUUCAAAUUUUGAUAUUUCGCACUAAUGUCUAACCUAGGAUCGGGGUGAAAUCGCUACAAUCGUUGGAAACUGACAUAAGCCAUCAUUAUAACCUCAAAUAUUAAUUUUGGCGGGAAACGGGGAAACCGGCCAGUAAAUAAAUAAGUGCAAAGCAAAAAUUGUAUUUAAUCUUCAAUCGAAUUCAAAAUAAAACAAAAUAUGGAUAGCCAGGCCAAAUUUGAUGAAUCCCAUCUUCGAGAUCUACUACCGCUGUAUUAUAAACGAUUGUUUCCAGCAGCGCACUUUUACAAGUGGUUGAGUUAUGGUAAUGCUUCGACUUUUGCCCAUAGAGAAAUCUCAUUUGCUCUAGAGAAUGAUAUCUAUCUUCGUUUCCAAUCCUUUGACACCUACAAGGAGUUUGUUGAAGAACUGUAUAAAAAAAAUCCAAUUAAAAUCGAUAUUGGGCCGAUUUAUCUAACAAAACCGAAAGCAAGAAACAUGGGCCAAGCAUUGCAGGCAUCGGCAAAGGAAAUGGUAUUCGAUAUCGAUCUCACAGAUUACGAUGAUGUGAGAACCUGUUGUUCUGGUGCGGAUGUUUGCACUAAAUGUUGGAAGUUUAUGGCGAUUGCGAGCAAAAUUAUCGAUACUGCCUUGAGGGAGGAUUUCAGAUAUGUAAAUGUGCUAUGGGUAUUCUCAGGAAGAAGAGGUAUUCACGCCUGGGUUUCAGAUGAACAUGCACGAGGCCUAGAUAUCAAUGGAAGGCCAGCCAUAGCUGAAUAUUUAACAGUUCUCAAGGAAGGCAUGAAAAAAAAGAAAGUUUCUUUGACAGGGCAUAUACAUACAUCAAUAUCGAGAGCUCUAAAAAUUAUCGACAAAUAUUUCCCCACCAUUGUCAAGGAACAAGAUAUUUUAGGCACUGAUGAAAGACUAAAAAACUUUUUAUCAAUAUUAGAUGAUAAUGUAAGAACACAAUUUAAAGAUUGCAUGACAAAAGUGACUACCUCUGCUGAAAGAUGGGAGGCGUUUGAGAGGAAAUUUAUGCAACUGCAACAAACCAACGAGAUACCGAGAAAUUUAAAAAACCUCAGAGAAGAGAUUAAGCUGCAAUAUGCUUAUCCCAGGUUGGAUAUUAAUGUAACAAAAGGAAUUACCCAUUUAUUGAAAGCGCCGUUCUGUGUCCAUCCUAAAACUGGAAAAGUUUGUGUUCCUUUUAAUGUUAAACAUGUUGAUAAUUUUGAUCCAAAUAAUGUGCCAACCAUAAGUAUGAUUAUCAAUGAAGUGGAUGCCUACGACAAAAAAACUAAAGAACAAGAAGAAACUCUUAUGGAAACUGAUGAGCCUUCAGUUACCAAUCAAGUAAAGAUAAAGGAUUAUAAAAAAACAAGUCUUUUGAGACCAAUCAAUUUGUUUUCGGAGUUUUUGAAAAAUUUAGAAAAAGAUACUAAAAAGAGAGUCGAUCCUUUCUAAGUGAGGAAUUUUGUAAAAAAAAAACAUAUAAUUUAUUUUCUAUUCUGCUUUUAUAAUAAAUAAGGAUUUUUACAAGUC